This is a messenger RNA of Telopea speciosissima, 582 nucleotides long. RefSeq names its product 40S ribosomal protein S21. Gene Ontology annotation, biological process: translation; endonucleolytic cleavage to generate mature 3'-end of SSU-rRNA from (SSU-rRNA, 5.8S rRNA, LSU-rRNA); endonucleolytic cleavage in ITS1 to separate SSU-rRNA from 5.8S rRNA and LSU-rRNA from tricistronic rRNA transcript (SSU-rRNA, 5.8S rRNA, LSU-rRNA). The record is from RefSeq and is a predicted model, not a curated record. Gene Ontology annotation, molecular function: structural constituent of ribosome. The transcript has 4 exons. Lineage: Eukaryota; Viridiplantae; Streptophyta; Magnoliopsida; Proteales; Proteaceae. Gene Ontology annotation, cellular component: cytosolic small ribosomal subunit; ribosome. Bases 76 to 324 code for a protein of 82 amino acids.
UCAACCGAAGCAGGCUUCUCUGUCUUCCCUGGUAUCUCGAUUUUCCUAUUUUGAGAAUUCAAAGCACUUGCCAAGAUGCAGAACGAAGAAGGGCAAAACAUGGAUCUUUACAUCCCAAGGAAGUGUUCUGCUACAAAUAGGCUGAUCACUUCGAAGGACCACGCUUCGGUCCAGAUUAAUAUUGGACAUGUCGAUGAGAAUGGCCUAUAUACUGGCCAUUUUACUACUUUUGCCCUUUGCGGUUUUGUCCGAGCUCAGGGAGAUGCUGACAGUGCACUUGAUCGGCUCUGGCAGAAGAAGAAGGUUGAGGUUCGACAGCAGUAAAUAGAUAAGUACUACUUUUUAGGUUGGCUUUGCUACAAGACCCUGCUUGAGGGGGAAUGGGGAACUUUUGUCAUGACUUUGUUUUGAUCCUACUUUUAGCUAGUAUCGGAUGGUAAAGAACUAGAGAUAUAGUACUUCUUCAUCAUUGUGUCUUUAUUUGUGGAGGGUUCAGAUUUUUGUUAUUAACAAUUUAAAAACCCUUAGUUGAACUUAUAUCAACUGCUAUGCCUACAGUAAGUUUGAAUGCUAUAUUUUAGU